GUGCAGAGGAACAUCCCGAAGCCAUUGGUGCCUCUUGGUGGGUCCAGAAGUUCCAGAGCCCUGGGCUCUGAGUGCCUGGAUCAGGUGUUUCUACAGGGACUGUCUUCACGGCUUCGUUCCUCCUGCAGAUUGUGGCAUCAUUAGACGCUGGACAGAUCCAAAGGCAUACAUAUGGCUGGAAGUGGAAAAGAGAGAAUGUGGACAACAACCAUUAUCAUUAGCUCCUCUCUUAAGAGUUAUGAAAUUGCAGCUGCUCUAGAAAAUCGAAGCCACAAGGUUCGGUAUUCAGAUACGCUGGAAAGUGGAUCAAUUGUAUUUUCUCUUUCUGGAGUUGCAUUUUUAUUGAUGGAUGCUAAAGAAUGCAUUACAGUAGCUGAGGAAAUAUUUCUAACCAAAAUUGAGAAGUUUAUUAACAUUCACCAGAAUAGUUUCUUGGUUCUGUCUGCCCCACUCCAUGGGCCUGAAGAGUGCAAUCUCAUGUCCAGGAUUCAGCAGAGAUUCUUGGGAAGUAAUUUGCGGAUACUUCCAGUACACAACACAGUGAAUGCUGUUGAUCUUAUGUGCACUAUAGCUAAGACUACCUCCAAACCAAACAUAGACAGCAUCUGCUAUAGGAUGAUAGCAACUAAAGCUUACAUCAUAGAGCAAAGUCCUGUUUGGAAAACGCUUCAAAAGAUAAAAUUGAAUACUGAUUCAGUUAGCCCAAAUUCAGAGUAUCAGUUAUAAAUGUCCUUUUGGAAGAAUAUGAAUAUAUUCCUUUUAAGUUACAGUGUUCAAAUAUAUAUAAGUGUUUAUAUUAAUUUACAAUAAUAAUAUGCAUACAAUUAAACAUUUUAUAUUUUAUAUGUUGGUUGAGUGAUUCCUUUAACAGUGUUUAGAAAACAAUUGGUACAGAGGUAGGAAGUAUAGCUUAGUGGUGCAGUGCUCACCUAGUAUGUGCAAGACCCUGGGUUAAAGCUCCAACACUACAGAAAAAAUAAAGAGAAAAUAACUGGUAUAUAUAUAUAAAACUCAAAUCAGUUUCUUACCGAUACAAAUAAAGUUGGAUGUACAAAUAUAGUAGGAAAUAAAACUACAGAAUUUGCUAAUUAGUUCUUUGAACUAAAGGAAAAGCCAUGUAUUUUUUUUUUUAGGUUUUUCAUGAGAAUAGCUAAUAUUCUAAAAUUAAUUUCUGUUGAUAUUUUCAUUCUACAACUGAUUUUUUUUUUCCAGUUUUUAGUUUUUAUAAGGCUGGCUUUGACAUACUGUAUGACUAAGGCUGGCCUUGAAUGCCUAACCUUCCUCCCUCUACCUCCUAAGUGCUAGGACUACAAGCAGGUACCACAUACAUUUUGAUUUCCUUAAGAUUGCUUCCAAGGGAGGAAAAGGGAGGGAAGCUCAAAAGACAACAAAACAAACAAAAAAAACCAGUCAACUGUUCUGAACUCAGACUUUCAACAUUUUUGCAGGGGUGAUAUCCAGGCUGACACUCUGAGCUCAGUGCUACAAAGCACCCAACAAGCAGAAAAUGCGUCUGGUUUUCUGGGGGUUUUGUUUGCUUGCUUGUUUUACAAAUUUGCUACAACUAUAAGGACAAAGCAUUUUGACUACAUUUCAUAAAAUUAUAAAACAAAAUUGUUGGCUUGUAUUGGAUCUUCAAAAGCAGUACUUGAGCCUUUUAAAAGCAAAGACUACUUAACUACUGAUCUAUGUGGCAUACAAACUGGCAAGUGAAAACCUGCAUUUCCAGCAAUGAGUUUUUGCAAAAAAAAAAAAAAAAAUGUUUUUUA
Molecule: messenger RNA, 1769 nt
Organism: Nannospalax galili (Upper Galilee mountains blind mole rat)
Lineage: Eukaryota; Metazoa; Chordata; Mammalia; Rodentia; Spalacidae
Gene: CUNH1orf146
Product: chromosome unknown C1orf146 homolog
Exons: 6
Coding region: 172-726 (184 amino acids)
Biological process (GO): reciprocal meiotic recombination; synaptonemal complex assembly
Cellular component (GO): chromosome
Source: RefSeq, a predicted model, not a curated record